Molecule: messenger RNA, 878 nt
Organism: Suillus paluster
Lineage: Eukaryota; Fungi; Basidiomycota; Agaricomycetes; Boletales; Suillaceae
Exons: 5
Coding region: 151-786 (211 amino acids)
Source: RefSeq, a predicted model, not a curated record
UCCCAGCGUCUUUUCUUUGCAAUUGCACUACUUACCAAAUCAUAAUCAUCAUGUCACCUCACGAACAACACGUGUAUGCUGUAUGUGCAGUUGCAGCGGUGCAGCUUGAAUGCAUGAUCGACCAGCUGCAGUUCUCUUUCGCUCUCCAAUAUGCAUCUUGUCGCCAAGUAUUGGUCUAAACUACUGUUUCUUCCUUUUUUCUACUUCUCGGACGCUGGAGUUGGCCCCCAAGAUGAUCAUAACCUCCCUGUAGUUGAACACGGGCACCGCGUUGUGCAGCCGUUGAACGUUCCUGAUGCUCUUACCAGUACCGCGAAUCUCGAGGCCAUCAAAACGGUCGGCAUCACUAGCAUUCGGGCGACUGAUGUUUCCCUUGGUCUUCGACGGAUCCCAGUUGGCUUUCAUGUAACAGUACAGGCUGAUGGCGCUAAAUGGCAGACAACAAACAAAGUUGUACACAUCGAUCAGGCCGUUGUUGAAUGGAACGAGCGGAUACCCCUGCCAUUGGAGCCAUCUUCCAAAGUUUGGUUUCGGGUUUAUGCGUCAUUUGAAUCAAGUCCUAUGCUCGGUCAGGGAGAACCACUCCGCACAUUCGAAAUCUCUGUUGGUGAAUUGCUGGAUCGCAGUGAACGGGCAUGUCCCUUCACCUUUCAGCCUAAGGUGGGGGACGUUGUGUCUCCAUGUACUUCACUGUUCAUCACAGUGGAGCAGCGAAAUCUUCAUGAAGACGACGCCGCAGUUCCUUACCCCAUCACUCCCUCCACGUCUUCCGAGAUGCCCACGUGAAUGCUCAUGACAGAUGCCGGACAUCAUCUUCUCGCUCGAUACCACAGGACGCAAUAUGGGAGGGAUCUUGAUGUAUCUAUACAGCAUUUUGA